AUGACGGGACCAAUGUUGACAUCUCGUAGCAUGAAACUACCACAAGUAGAGAGUUGCCCUGAGAAGUCAUCGACUGUUUUAACACCAACAAAGAAGACCCUCACAAAAAAUAGUGUAUCAACUGAUAGCGCUAGCAGUCAAGAAUCAUUAGCCACACCACCUGCUUCGUCUCCGCUAGAUACUACCAGUUCUUGCAGCCGCGAAGCAAGAAAUAAGGAUGACGAGGACGAUGAGGACGAUGAAAUCCUAGAAGUUACUCUUAGUGAUAUCGAAAGUGAGAAGACCAAAGCACAUAAUAAUAAACUAGAAGCUUUCGAAGACGAAAAUAUCGAGAGAAGAAAUCAGCACAUCGCAAAUGAGCAAGAUGAAGAACUCGCUGGUGAUAAGCUCUCGGCAACCCAACAGACGCCCGAUGAUGGUGGUGACGAUCAUGAUGAUGAAGCACCAAACAAGUUGACAAAGAAAGAAAAAGUAAAGCUAGAGAAUAGACUCAAAAGAGAAACCGAGUCCAAGGUCAGAGAAGAGAAGAAAAAGAAAGAACAAGAAGAAAAGGAACAAAGAAAAAGAGAGCGUGAAGCAAAAGCCGAAUUAAAGAAAAGGCAAAAGGAAGAGAGAGAUGCUGAAAAGAAAAGGGAAAAGGAGGCUAGGGAUGCUGAAAGAAAGAGAAAGUUGGGAGAAAAAGAAGCUGAGAAAAAAAGAAAAUCGGAGGAGAGAGAACUUGAAAAGAAAAGAAAAUUGGAAGAAAAAGAAGCUGAAAAGGAAGCCAAAAGAGUUAAAAUUGCUGAAAAAGAAUCGAAAAAAAAGGGGAAUACACCUGGUCAAACCAAACUUUCGAGCUUCUUUAUGGUAAAAAAGAAACUUCCAAGAGAUGAGUCAACUAAUGAUGCAGGCGUUAUCUCACAGGUUGAUGGUAAUGAUUACCAGAAUUUUUUCUUUAAUUUCUUUGUUAAAGAGAAUGCUUCACUUGCUUGCUCAGGGCAUCUUGAAAAAGAUGAGUUACUAAAAUCAAAAGACGUGUUUGAUUCAUAUUUCAGCGGCAAUGAAAGUGCAUCAGACUCUGUUAGUGACUGGUUAAAGAAUGAUAGCUGUUGUCGAGGAUUUGAACCUAAGACUACCGCCGAGCAAGUUGUGGAUGCUAUCAAUGAAUCAAUGAGUGAGGGACAAAUUAUUGGGAUGCUUGUACUGAUCCCUUUGAAAUACUUAAAAUUUUAUGAAACUAUCAAGCCAGCUUAUUUGGGCACAUGGUCAAAAAUAAAUAAAACCCUGGCCAGUGAUCCGUUUUUCAAGUUUGAUAAUAUUGAUUAUGACUAUGAUAGUGAUUUUGAACUAGGCGAGGAAGAAGAAGAUGGUGAAGAAGUUGAUAGUGAUGGUGAGGAGGAGGACGAAGUUGGAAAUGAGGAAGAUGAAGAAUUUGCAGGAUUUGUGGAUGACGACAGUGCGCAGACACAGAAGAGGGUUCAGUUUAAAGGACAAUUGUCGCCAUCUGUGGUUAUCAAUAACGGCUAUGAAUUUCCAGAAAUGCAGGCAAGUAUAUUAUUGAAAGAAGUAAACCUGGGUAUUGAUCCAUUCAAAAAUUACUGGGGCAAGAGUCCUACUAGUGUGGUGGAAGUUCCUACCAAUUCCCGGGUUCCAGUCAAGAGCGUUACUAUUUCUACAUCAAGCGCCACGAAAAUCAACACUCUUACAGUGAAGAGAAAGCCCAUCGUGGACAAUCCUGAUGAUAUAAGGGGUAUUGUGAAGUUCAUUCUCUCCAACAAAGAGAUGAAGAAUUGGACCGUGCCUACGAUGGUAGAUAUGGUUCACCAGCAGUUUACCAAAUAUAGCAAGGCAAAGAUAAAAGGUACUAUCCAGAAAGUUUCCUCCAAAAAGCUGAAUUCAGGAUGGGUCAUCAACGAAGAGUUUAUGAAACUUGUAUAG
Molecule: messenger RNA, 1917 nt
Organism: Saccharomycopsis crataegensis
Lineage: Eukaryota; Fungi; Ascomycota; Saccharomycetes; Ascoideales; Saccharomycopsidaceae
Product: Rlf2 protein
Exons: 1
Coding region: 1-1917 (638 amino acids)
Biological process (GO): nucleosome assembly
Cellular component (GO): CAF-1 complex; nucleus
Source: RefSeq, a predicted model, not a curated record